Molecule: messenger RNA, 985 nt
Organism: Poecilia latipinna (sailfin molly)
Lineage: Eukaryota; Metazoa; Chordata; Actinopteri; Cyprinodontiformes; Poeciliidae
Product: scavenger receptor cysteine-rich domain-containing group B protein-like
Exons: 5
Biological process (GO): zymogen activation
Cellular component (GO): plasma membrane
Molecular function (GO): serine-type endopeptidase activity
Source: RefSeq, a predicted model, not a curated record
AUGAUGCUGCAGUGGCCUGCAGACAGUCAGGCUGUGGUCCUGCUCUGGGUGCUCCACAAUCAGCCCACUUUGGCCAGGGGACUGGACAGAUCUGGCUUGAUAAUCUGGGCUGCUCUGGAAGUGAAUCUUCUCUUGCUGUGUGUAGGCACAGAGGAUUUGGGACUCACGAUUGUGUACAUGGAGAAGAUGCUGGUGUCAUCUGUUCAACUCAAUCGUCCUCAGAACAUGAGUACUUGCCUCUCUCUGACGCGCUGCCGUCUCCUUGGAUCCACAGACUUCCCUCAAAGAACACGAUCAACGGUGGUUCUAGAGCAAAUUUACAGGUGGGGCCAGUGUGUCCUCAUGGGGCCACGGGACAAGGAUAAUCUGAUCAGAUUAUCUGGAUCAAACGAGCCAUGUUCUGGAAGAGUUGAAAUCUACCACAAUGGCUCCUGGGGAACAGUCUGUGAUGAUGGUUGGGACCUAAAUGAUGCUGCGGUGGCCUGCAGACAGCUGGGCUGUGGUCUUGCUCUGGGUGCUCCACAAUCAGCCCACUUUGGCGAGGGGACUGGACAGAUCUGGCUUGAUGAUGUGGUCUGCUCUGGAAAUGAAUCUUCUCUUGCCGUGUGUGGCCACAAUGGAUUUGGGACUCACAAUUGUGGACACCAUGAAGAUGCUGGUGUCAUCUGUUCAAAUCAUUCAAUCAGAUUAUCUGGAUCAAACGAGCCAUGUUCUGGAAGAGUUGAAAUCUACCAUAAUGGCUCCUGGGGAACAGUCUGUGAUGAUGGUUGGGACCUAAAUGAUGCUGCAGUGGCCUGCAGACAGUUAGACUGUGGUCCUGCUCUGGGUGCUCCACCAUUAGCCUACUUUGGCCAGGGGACUGGACAGAUCUGGCUUGAUGAUCUGGGCUGCUCUGGAAAUGAAUCUUCUCUUGCUGUGUGUGGCCACAGUGGAUUUGGGACUCACGAUUGUGGACAUGGAGAAGAUGCUGGUGUCAACUGUUCAA